ACCUAAACCUAUAAGCCUGACGUUGUGUACGGUUUCUUUAGUCUCGGUGAUAUUUUAAUUUACCAUGUCGCGACACAAAGAAAAUAUAUUUUUAGAGAAAUUUAAUCUUUUGAACUCACAGGAACGCAAUGAGGAAGUCAUAAGGUGGUCAUCAAGUUCCUCAAGUGAUUACGACAACAGUUCAUAUAGUGAACAACAGUGCAAUAAAAAUAACAGUCUAAAAACAUCGAGAAAACGAAAACGUAAGAAAAAACUGCCUAAAAACCUAUCUAACUUAGACGUUACAAUCAUAGAUGCACCUAAAAAUAGUGACUAUAGAGAAAAAUCACCAAUUUUAAUGGAAAAAUGUAUGCAAUGUCCUGUGUCCCCAAUUCUAACCUCGACAAAGUUACCGCCAAAAAAUUCAACGUCACCUAUACUUGGUAUUAAAACUGUACAGCCAAAGAGCCCUAUAUUAAUGCAGAAAAAUCAAUCGCUUAGAUAUUCAAAUAAAUCUAGAAAAAAGUUAGCAUAUUGUGAAGAUAAAAUUUUGUCUAUGAAUGUUGGAAAUCAACAAGAUUAUAGUCCGAAAAUACCGGACAGAGAUGGCUCAGGAAUUUCCAUUCAGCCGACAGACUUACAAUCAAAUGAUUUUAGUAUAGAUAAAACAAUAAAUGAAGAGAGCAGGUCUUCACUUAAAAGUUUGAUCCUAAAUAAUGUCAAGAAUUAUUUCAAUAGUCAUUUUAGCUCAGACAGUGCUUCACAGCAUAUAAGUGAUACGCCAACUCCUGAAGAGUGUUCAAAAUGUGACUCAAUAGAAAUAUUAAGUUGUAAGACACAAACCUUAACAAAUGUCCCAAUAAUAAAACAAGAAAAUUCAAGUAACUCUGACACAUCAACUUAUUUUGAGAAAAAUAAAAAGCUAAAAUAUAAGAAAGGAGGUCUAGCUUGUAGGCUGAAUAUGCUUUUGAAAAAACAAAAUGCCCAAAUAUCUCUAUGGCAGCAUGAAAAAUUUUUGGCGGGAAAUUGUAACUUUGUAAUGCCAAAAGAGGAACAUAGAGUGUUUUGUAUAAAAAACAUAGAAUUUAAAUAUGGAUGCUAUUGUAUUAAUGCUGUUGAUGUCAAAAAUGAUUCUUAUGUUAUUUUUAUUAAUGCAUUUUAUGUAACUAAUAAUAUUUGUUCAGAAUCAGUUUUGAAAUUGUAUGACCCUUAUAGAAUAUGUACACUUAGAAAUUGUAAAAUAAUAUUAAAUGUUAUAAAGUUUGAACUUGAAAAACUGACAAUAUAGAAAAGUGUAUUUAAAUAGAGACUAUACUUAUGUUAAAAUAUGAUUCUAUAUUGAAUUGAGUAUCUAGUUUCCGACUAGCCAAAUUCAAUACUUUUUGCGAAAUGUCAAAAACAAUACACUUGAAACAAUUUUAGAUGAUCUUUAUAUUAAGUACAUCAUAUUUGUGUUUUGCAUUAUACAGGGAUGUAAACGGAACGCUCCCGAUAAACGCUGACAGGCAAUGGUAAAAAACUAGUUUUAUUUUCAUAAACGUAAGGAAUUAAAUGUUUAUUUUAUGUAAUAAUAGUUGUAAUCAAAUGCUCAAGGCUGAUGUAUGAAUUACACGAAAACAAAAUCAAUUAUAAUAAUAAUUGUAAAAAAGUUCUUUAUGUCAGCGUUCCAGGAAUGUUCCGCAUACAACCUGUAUAGUAGAAAAAAUUAUAUUCAUAUAUUUUUAAAUUAAUUUCAGAACAUGUUAUAAUUUUUUUUAUUGACAGUAUUUUAUUUAUUGUUAAAACUUGGAACAGAUUAUUUAUUUUUGACCGACAAAACUACCCAAUGUUGAAAACUUGACAUUGUAUUCUUUGGUAGCUUGUAAGUUUAAUAUUCUGUAUUUUUAUUAAUAAUAAACAUAACUGGACUGUUGUUGGUGUUUCUCUGGAAAUUUUAACACACAAUUAUUUUGCUUUGACCAAUAUUUAUUAACUCUAA
Spodoptera litura is the source of this 1957-nucleotide messenger RNA. RefSeq lists its product as uncharacterized. The record is from RefSeq and is a predicted model, not a curated record. Lineage: Eukaryota; Metazoa; Arthropoda; Insecta; Lepidoptera; Noctuidae.